AAAGUGCUUGAAUUAAGACGAGAAAUGGGCAACCAUUAUCUUGAGUAGCAACACACUGCGAUAUUUUGUUUUCCUCAUUGUUAAUCAUCUAUCUACUAAAUUGCAUGUUAUUGAUCGUUUUUUUUAAUAAAGACGUUCAUUUCUCUGAAGAACAACAUUGUUCACGGAAAAGAAAUAUUUGUUUAAUUAGUAAGAAGUCGGUAACCUGUGCUGUCAAGUGUAUCCACGGAUUUUAUCGGCUCGAGUAUAAUAAAUAACUAGUCCAGUGUGUAAGUGUAUGCUAGUUCAUGAAGACUGCAAAUGUCCAUUAACGAACCAAUCUUGAAGCACAUGUAAAUUGGGCUUUAGCCACUUCAUAGCGGUUUAACCGCAAUAGUAGUCAAAUCACAAUGUCGGCAAAACUCGCCGAUCGCAUUGACCCAUUCACUGCUAAAGCAGCUGUCAAAUCGAAGAAACAAAAGCGAUCACAAGGAUCAUCGCAUUACCGUGCCAACACUGCACCAGAACUUCAGGCGUUACCCCAUUUGAAAGGUAUAAAUAUGUUUGUGACUGUACUGAUUUUGUGACAAGUAACUGGGGAGGGGGGAACGGGGCUGCCUCUCAAUUGUAAUAACUUUCAAUAGGAAGUCAGAACUUUAAGAAUAAGACUAAGAAGUGAGUGUUAAUAAAUAAUGGUACUGCACUCUCUUCCUCUUGUGGGUCUUGAGUUAGACUUAUUAAAGUUAGAGUGUGCUCACUAGUGCCAGUAGCUAAGUUUCAAAUUAAUACUACUCCACUAUGCAUAUCACAUAUAUUAUACAAGGCUUAGGGCUAUACACUCUGCCUCUACUUAUAGACUUGUAGUAUAAGUUAUACAUAGCAGAUAGUUUCAGAGUUUCAGGUCAGCUGUGUUGUCAUUUUUAUCAAAGUAAAUAAAUAGGUCGAACAAUUAUUAAUAAGAAUAAGAAACAUAAGCAGGCCACCUUAAGAUCUACUCAUAAGGCUUUUGUAGGUUAUAAUCAUAUAAUAUAUUGACUAUUUUUUUGGCUAAUAAUUAUUUAAAUAGUUAGUGGUAGGCUGGUAGGAGUCGGGUCCAUCCAUAAUCAUAAAUGUUGUGAGACAUGUUUGGUCAAUCAUCAGAAAUUUGUGACAGAAGCUAGACACCCUUGCCAAUGUAGCACAUAUUCAUAGACAGCCCCCCUCCACCCGAUCAUUAUUGAUAUAGAUGGAUAGUCCAUGUAACGCCAUGUCCAGCAGCACUAUCAUUGUUAGAAUAGGGGAGAGGAUAUGUGCAGUGAUAUUUAAGUAUUCUACCUUUUUCAAUGCAUCUUUUGCUGUUAGUUAGUAAUUUAUUGUUUUCUCUAUAAUUUAAAAAAGCUGGUCGAUAGGUCUAGGUUAUUUUAAAAUGUGCCAUUCAUAUCCUAAACUCCUUGCCUACUGAAUUUUUUUAAAUCAGCUUUCCGACGAUUAUCACUUGUCAAUUGUAUUUUUACAAAAUGAUUGUUUUUAUUAUUUAUAUAACUCUUGUGAACAUGACCCUAAUUUUAGAGCAAAAAAUAGUAUUUAAUUUUUAAUUUGUUUGACCUGCACUAUAAAUUCGGUACAGUACUCAUAUCCUUGCUUUAUGUGGUGUAUCAAAAUAUAGAACACUGGAGGAUAUGCUUAAUAGGGUCAGUUUAUGUAAAGAACCUUGGGGACUAGAAUAAUCUGUCUUUGCUCAUUUCCAAAAAUGGAUGUACUAACAAUAUUAUUUUCCAAAAAAUGUGGUUUAGGACUAUUAAUCAGUUCCAGGGUUUGUGAUUAGGUGAUUUUAAAUUAUGCUAGAUAAUGAUUAUAGGUACUUGCUGGUGCUCAGUAAAUACUGCACACUGAGCCAGAACAGUUCAAUCAAUUACUAUAACAAACCAGUAGUGAUAGAUAUCAUGGAUGAAAUUUCCACUUCCCUUUAUGAGCUUAUAAUUUGAACCAUGAGUGAAACAGUAAGAAAGUGAACUUUAAAAAUUCAUAACAAUGAAAUGUAAACCAUUAAUGGUUUAAAUUUGGAUUUCUCAAAUGAUAAACAGUUUGACAAAAUAACUAUGUUAAUCAAAAUCUGUAUACUAUACACUUUCACAACUGUAGGAUAACUCAUAGCUUUAUUUUGCAACAGAAUUAGUAGCUUUUAAUUUUGCUCAUAAGUGAAAAACAAUCAACAUUAAAUGAAAGUAUAAAAGUAACAUUUUUUUAUUAACAUUCUUUUGAAUUGAACAAUUCUGUAACUUGUUCCCUAUUCUAUGAAAAAAAUUGAAGUUGUAUAAUUUUGCAAAUGUUAUUAUAAGUCUGCAUAUUAAUAUAAAAUGGGGAUUGUUGAAACAGUUAAUUUUCUAGUUAUUUUAAGUAGUAAAGCUAUUUUAACAUUUAAAAUUCCAUAAAAAUUUCAAGUAUAUUAUGCAUCAACUUAAUAUAAAUCCCAAAGUUUCUGUAAAAAGGUGCAGGGAAAACUGAAGUAAAUAUGAAUAAUAUACAAAACAAAAAUACUGCAUAUUUAUACUUUAUUAAAGCCCCAUCUACUGUACUGUACAAUAUUUUCACAAUGCUGCACAUAGCAAAAAUAUUUAUUUAGUUUAAUUAAAAUGGUAGCCAUAGUUAUUUUAUUUUGCAUUUUAGUUAUUUAGUAUAUGUUAAUAAUAUUAAUCUAAAAAAUCUAAAAUUUACACAUAUCUACAUAUUAUGUUUAGAAAAUGGCCAAUUCAGUUUGUAUCCUAGAUUCUUUUAAAAAGUUAUAUUUAUUAUUAUUAUUUAUUUUCAAGUUACUUGGCGCUUGCUUUCAAAUAAAUUUUUAAUGUUUAUAAACUCUGUAUCAGACCAAGAGAAUUACAAUUUUAUAACACAAUCUACAAAAGAAUUACAAUUUUAUAACACAAUCUUCAGAUGGCCAGAAUAAUAUUUACUCUCUCUUCUAGACUUAAACUGUGUCACUCCACCACAAUGCCAUUUAUGAUCUUUUUCCAUUCAUUGCUGCUUUGAACCACUCUUUCACUAAAUUGAGCUUAUAAUAACAAAAUAGGAUAUGAGUAAAACAAAGUAAGGUCAAACCUGAAGAAAGGAACAUAACAAAACAGGGAAGGAAAGAAAACAAAAAGUGUUUGCAGGAAGCCUAUAAUAACAAAGCAAAUAAAGUAUAGAUCUCGAAACCAUGUUGAGUGUUAAUUUUUUAUUUAAAAAAAUAAAUAAAUGAAUAGCUUCCUCAACAGUUACUAGGUGUGUACUGUAUCAAAAAAGCAAAUUUAGUAGUUAAUUCACAAAAUUUUUCAACUGCUGGUUGAUUGGAUGGUUAUACACAUCAGGUUAUUAAAAGACUUGCAUUAAAAAGAUGGAUGAUUAAAAAUAAUUACACACACGAAAUAGAUCAACAAAUCUGUGUUUUCAGGGUUCUAUCCAGUUUAAACCAUGUUCACUUAUUUUAAGAAUAUUAGAAAAUUAAAUAAUUUCAGGGGGUUUGUAUUAAAAAAAAAUAAUUGUAUCUGUAAUAUAAUGCUUAACAAAAUUACAAUACAUUUUAAGAAAAUGAAAAUAUUAAGAUCUAUUGAAUAAAUCUUUGUGCAGGUUUCAUUAUACCUAUGAAAAUAUACAAUUAUUAUAUUUUUUACGAUUUAAGCCAGGAAUGAAAGAAUAGCCCUUAAUAAUACAUCAUUUUCUUAGUCUAGAGCAGGCCUGCUCAGCUCAAAAUGUAAGGCGGGCUGUAAUACUUUAUGAAAAGCUUGUUUGGGCCAAAAGAAAAUAUGACAGGACUGGUGCGGGCCUAAAGAAAAUAGGACAGGGGGAAAGCUGUUAAGAAAAUAAUAAAAAUAAAGAAUAAUUUUUUUUCUUCUGGGGCCACAAAGUGAGGAAAGCUGUUAAGAAAAUAACAAGAAUAAAGAAUAUUUCGUUACUUUGCUUGUCACAAAGUGGGUGCUGGCGGGAUUUCGUUACUUCACUUGUCACAAAGUGGGUGCUGGUGGGCCGCACACCCACUUUGUGACAAGCGAAGUAACGAAAUAUUCUUUAUUCUUGGUCAGAUUAUUGAAAUUUGCUUUUGAUUUUUUUUAAAAUUAGUUUAACAUAGGUGGUCAAGUUUUUUGUUUUUCUAUUACUAGAGGGGUUUCAAGAAAAGGAGAUAUUUGGUAAUAAUUUUCACAGAUUAAGGAAGAAUAAAUUUAACCCUUAAUAAAAACAAUAAUUUGAGUAAUAUAAUGCUAUGUUUACAGAUACACCACAAAAUGAACAGCAGGAGCUUUUCAUCAAGAAGCUACAGCAAUGUUGUGUGGUCUUUGACUUUAUGGACCCUGUUACAGACCUGAAGAGCAAGGAAAUAAAACGUGCAGCUCUUAAUGAACUAGUAGAUUAUAUCACUGCAACUCGAAAUGUGCUUACGGAACCUGUGUAUCCUGAAGUUGUUCGCAUGGUUAGAUAUUGUUGAAUAUUCUGCAAAAAGGAUUUUUAAUUCUAAUCAUAAGUUUAAUAAUAGAUAUGAACAUUAUUAAUUCAUAAUAGAUGAAAUACUUGAUGUUAAAUUUUAAAAAAAUACUACAAAAUGCUUGACUGCUUUUGUUAUUAUGAAUGUAUAGUUUUUAAGUAAAUAAAAGAACAGCCAUUUAUUUAUACGUUAAAAAUGUUUGUAUUUUCAUUUACAGAUUGCUUGUAAUAUCUUCCGAACUCUUCCCCCCAAUGACAACCCAGAUUUUGAUCCUGAAGAAGAUGACCCUACUCUAGAGGCAUCAUGGCCACAUUUACAAGUAAUGAUUAACAAUCACUUAUAAAAAAGUUUUUUAUAAAUAAUUAUUUAACUUCUUUCGUUGCCAUGCUUGAGUGUAUCAUUUGUUGGACAGUUAAGAUUUGCAUUAUUUUGCUGAAUGGAAAUAGCAUUUUGUCUGAAUUUUAAUUAUUUAGAUUAAUAUUUUUUGAAAAUUCUUCCUCAGAUUGUGUAUGAGUUUUUUCUACGCUUUUUAGAAUCUCCAGACUUCCAGCCCAGUUUGGCAAAAAAAUAUAUAGACCAAAGAUUUGUACUUCAGGUAAGGUUUUUGCACAUUUUUAUUAUAGUUAAUAUUUCUUUAAGCUUCUAUUUUUAUUGAAUAACUUUAGUUGUUCCAAAACAUAAGAUAAUUCAUUUUUUAAAAGUAUGACAUGUGUAGUACCUUGUUGUUUAUUAUUUGAUGGUUUUUGACAUCUGCAAAUUAUCUGGAGAUUUACCUUAUCAUAGAGGCUAAAAUUGGGAUUUUCAAUUAAGUAUUCAGAAAUACAGUUAAAAUAUUUACCUAAAUCUAUCCACCAGUGAUUUUUUUAAAUUAAAAAAUCUUUAAAAUGUGAACAAAUUUGUAUAUAUAACCCCAGUCAGUUUCUCAUAGUACUGGUAUGCCAAAUCUCCAUUAUUUCCAAUUUUUUAUUAUUUUUUUUGCAAGUAAUUAAAAAAGUGCCACUAAAAUUACCUUUAUUUAAAUACUUUAUUUGAAAUAAUGUAAGGUAAAUAAUAUUUUGUCCUGGAAAUUUAAAAAAAAAAUUAACUUCUUAAAUUAUAAUUUUUUAAAUUGAUAAUAUGAGUAUCUUUUGAUUGUGAUGAUAUUUUUUUUACAGCUCCUGGAGCUCUUUGACAGUGAAGACCCACGUGAAAGAGAUUUUCUCAAGACCGUCCUGCACAGGAUAUAUGGCAAAUUUUUGGGAUUAAGAGCAUUCAUUAGAAAACAGAUUAAUAAUAUAUUUCUCAGGUAAAACAUUUUCCUAUAGGGUUAGUCAUUUCUCAGACGUCAUAUCAUUACUAUUUUUAGAACAUCCGACUAUUUCUUAAAACAUGGCAGCUAAUUGUGUGUUUAAGCAUAUUGUUCAGACAAUCCUUGUAUCUAGAAUCACUGUUACAUGUGCCGAACGCACUAUGAAGUCCCAUUUCACAAAAUAGCAGUAUAAAAACUGUAAAAUAUUACGUAAAGUAUGGCUGGAAACAUGUUUUGAUAAAGGUUAAGGGCUUAUUCGCUAACAUAGUAGGUUUGAACAGUGUUGACAUUUUAUCUGACGAAAGUACCUGGAUGAACGGUAGUUCUAUUAAUAGAUUUCCACCAUUAAAUAACAAGUCCUAUUAAGUAAAGAAUGACAAUUUAGCUUAUGUCAUUUGAUCAGCUCUACAGAAGGGAACUGAAAUCUAUAUUUGUUAAUUCUUUUUGAAAUAUCAGUUCUAUUGUAAUUGAAUUUAUUUUACAGACUAAAUUAAUUAUCUUUUAAAAUGUUUAUUGGGCGUGAGACUAAAUUAAUUAUCUGUUAAAAUGUUUAUUGGGCUACGGUAAAAAAUAUGGUAGACUAUAUCUUUUUUGACAGGGUGAAAAAAAAUGUUAGUAGGAAAAUAUUUUUUAAAAAUCCUUACACCAUAAAAAAAAAAAGUUGAAAUGUAAGAAUGGAAUAAUAUUAUCAAUGACAGCUUGGAAGAUUUUUAUGAAAUUCUAUUACUGUAUGUGAAAACUAUUGUAUUUGCAUGUUUUAUAAAGACGUUAUAUUUUUUAUAUAAGUCAUUGAUCAAUUUCAUUUUCAAAAUUACAGGUUCAUAUACGAAACUGAGCAGUUUAAUGGGGUGGGUGAACUCCUAGAAAUUCUAGGAAGUAUUAUCAAUGGAUUUGCAUUGCCUUUGAAGGCAGAACAUAGGCAAUUCCUCAUGAAGGUUCUAAUCCCACUGCAUAAGUCUCGCAGUUUAAGUCUCUAUCAUGCUCAGGUAAUAUUUUUAAAAAUUCAUUUAAAUCUUUCUUGUAUGUGUAAAUCGAUUUUUAUAUUCAUUUUGACUGAAAAAAAUAAAUUUACAUUUCCCCACAAAAUGCCUCAAACAACUUAAUGGAAUAUAUAAACAAAAUUCAAAUCCACAUUUUCUUACUUUAAACAUUAUAUUUUUUGGCAUCAGGUCCGUUCUUAGGCAUGCGCUGACUACCCAUCCGCGUAGGGCCCCGAACAUGAGGCACUGCAGCCGUCUGUGUAACUCACGUACCUUCCUCAUCCUGAAAUUUAUCAUUCUGAGUUGAAUUCGGAGGCAGGGGAAAGGAACAGCAGGGGGGAGCUUUGGGGUGGCAGACAGGAAAUCGGGGGCUUGGCCGUGGGAAUGGGAAAGAGGAAACAUUGAUGAAGGCAGAAUGGAGGAAGCGCAGUGGUGGGUGGUGUUUUCUCCUCAGCCCGAGGGAGCUCCACCCCUGGACCCCUCCUUCCGGGGCCCCCAACCUAUGCUCCAUGCUUAGGGCCCCCAAACUCCUAAGAACUGCUCUUUUGGCUUUUGAGUUAGGGGAACUUUAAUAAAACCUCUGUGGAAACUGAUUGAUGUGUGAUUUAAACAAAACCAUAUUUUAGGUAUAGGGUAUGGUAAAAAAAAACUGGAAAAUGAAAAGCUCAACAUAGAUUUGCAUUCUAAAAGCUUUUACAUUAUUUACUAACACCGGUUUAUUAAUCUAAAAAUAAACUGUUACUAAAUUAAACAGAACCUCAUUAUUAUAUUUGUGUUAUUUUGAUAAAUUAGGGGUCUUAUCACAAUUUUAGAAGUUAUUUCUUAGAAAUACAAUUGCUGCAAUUUUAUUUAAAAACUUUUGUUCUACAGCUUGCUUACUGUGUUGUCCAAUUUUUGGAAAAAGAUGCUUCAUUAACAGAAGAUGUAAGUCUUCUCAUGUUUCUCUAUUUUUAAAUUUAUUUUUAAAGAACUAUAUGCUAUACACUAGAAGUAAUGUUGUUUUAUUAAAUGUUUUCAAAAUGGAUUGAUUAAUUACCAGUUUUGGAGUUUAUAAUUUAAGAAACAAAAAUGGGGUUGUUUUUUUCUCUCGUAAAAUUAAUUUAAUAUCAAAUCAAUGAGUCUUUUAAAAAUUGGGAGGUAGCCGAAAUUCCCUAGAAGAAUGCAUUUUACUUGUAAGACAAAACAUAGGUGGAGUAUUUCAGGUGUGAAUAUUCUAAACAAAAUAAGUUCUUAUUUUUAAUAUAACUAAUGAAAAAAUUAAUAAACAGUUAAAUAAAUUUGUUUAUAAUAGGUGAUAAAGGGAUUGUUGAAGUUCUGGCCCAAGACAUGCAGUCAAAAAGAGGUAAGCUAAUAUAAUAAUUAGGUUCCCAAACUUAUUCAAUUCUAUGCCCCCUUGCUGAAUCCUUUCUAGUAACCAUUAGUAGAGGCCUCUGCAGAUAGUUAUUACUAAGUGAUUUAAAGUAUAUUCUCAUUCUAAAGCUGACUUUUUGGUGAAAUAUUUCAAGGAGAAUAAGUGCAGGAUUUAUAUAAUUUUUUCUAGGUACAUUGAUUCACUUAAAGACAACAAUGUUGUUGUUUUUUUUUUCAUUUAUAGAAAACAAUGUCAAAAACAUUGAUUACUAAACCAACCUAGAGCUGUAUUAAAAAAUAGGUCACUAGUUUUGUCCUUAUUUUGUGACUGCCAAGAUUGGCUGUGCUUAUAGAAUACCUAAGUACAUACAAUCUAGAACGAAAAGUCACAUUGUCAUGUUUUAUAAGUGUAGCAAAAGCUCAAAUCUAUUUUUAUAAUCCCUUUUUGAUAUGGUUUGUUACCAGCAUUUGACCUAUAUUUGCAAUCAACAUCUAUGCAAACUUGUUAACUUGAUUGAUAUCUAUAGCGGAAUACAUGCAUGGAAAGACAAUGCUACCAUCUUUUUCUUUCCAAGCCGCAGUCAGCUAUUUUUUGAAAUGUUAAGAUAUGGUAUUUGUCUUAUACAUACAUAAUCUUUUUUUAAUACUGUGGUGCUUACACUAGCAUAUUAUUUUAUGUAGUCAGCUUAUGGGUGUGGGUUAUUAAUUUUUCCCAGCCAAAACUAAGAGAGGAGGGCAGGUUUAUUAACGAAGAUAUCAAUUAUAAUCAAUACUGGUUUUCAUCAGGUUGGCUAGAUGUCAUGUCCUAUCACAUUGAAUUGAAAUUAUGAAACUUUUUUAACAUUUCGCACACUUUGGGAACCACUACUUUUCGUACCAUAAAUUUUAAUUGAAGAAAUGAUCUUUUUACAGAAAUAAAUUAAAAUUAGAAUUAAAAUAAUGAAUAAUAAAUUAACAAGAGUAAUUGGUUACAUCUCUUGUAUAUAACUGAUCAGUAUAAUAAUUGUAUGACAAUCCAAUCGGCUUCUGGUCUAUUUGGACAAGUUCUAUAUAGUUUAGAAAGUUUUAGGUUUUAAUUUUUAAUCUCAUCAAGAUGAAAUGGCUUUGGUGAGAGAAAUGUUAGCAAAGAUUCAAUUUAUUCUUUUUUAAACCUUUUUUUUUCUCAAUAGCUUUUUGGGGUUAAUAACAGACCUGUUGACUUGUAAGAUUUUGGCUUACAAUGUAUGAUUUUGAGAUAUCUUUUACAAUUGUAUGCCUAGAUCCAUCAGAACUAUGAUUUUUAAGAGACCAGGUUAAAAAAAUAUACAUUCUGGUAGUUAGUUCCGCUUUUAUAAAAUAAUAAUUCAAAAGUUCAUUUUCGGUUGUUAGUUAGUUUUAAUUUGCAAUUGCAUUCCACAUUAAGCAGGGAAUGGAUCAAUAAAUAUGAUUGGUUGGGGACCAUAAAUAAUUAUAUUAAGUCUGCCCUGAGAGGAGAAUGGAGUGGUGUUGAUUUAGGAGAUUGUGUGUGUGGGGGGGUCCAAAUAUUUAAAUAUUUAAUUCAAUACUAAAGUACGUACGUUAUUUAAAAACUUAAAUAUUUUUCCAGAAAUUUUGAAUCUCGAAUGAUGUAAAAAUAGCAUGCAAUGUUUUGUACGAAUUAUCGUCAAAAGGCUGCCAUGUAUAUUCACAAAUGAACUCUAGAUAUAGUCAGAUAGUAAUAAGUAAUCAGAUAGUACUAAGUGGUCAGAUAGUACUAAGUAGUAGAGGCAUUACAGUAAUAUUUAGUCCACCGUAUGUUCAGCGUGCUGUGACGUAUAUUUUUUUGGGCUAUGCCAGUGGCAAAAUUUUUGUUUCCCGGCGCCAAUGCCAAAUUCCGGUAUUCACCAGACUCUGUGUUACAAGUACACUUCGAAAUAGCGAAUUCAUAAACAAAAUAAAAUAAAGGGUUGGGUAAAAAUAAAUAUAACAUGUAUGUAAGUCACUAAGUGCCAUCUACUAAUUGCAAAAGGUAUUUACUUAGGUCCAAACUUCAGUGCACAAACUACAGAGGAAUCUCCCUAUUAAAUGUUACAUACAAAAUACUGACAAAGCCUAUUGCCAAUAGACUACAACCUUACACUGAAGAAAUACUAGGUGAUUACUAAUGUGGAUUCAGGCCUAACAGAUCAACGACUGAUCAGAUUUUCACCAUCAGAUGCCUAUUAGAGAAAUGCUAUGAAUAUAUUAUACCAGUACAUCAACUCUAUAUGGACUAUAAAAUGGCCUAUGACAGCAUCAAAAGAAAAUAUCUAUAUGAGACUCUGCAGGAGUUUGGCAUAUCCAACAAACUGGCAAGACUGAUACAUGUAACACUAAACAAUGCAAAAAGCAAAAUCAAGGUUCAAGGAGAAUAUUCAAGGGAAUUUCAGAUUAGAUGAGGCCUAAGACAGGGAGACUCACUGUCUUGUAUGCUUUUUAACCUAACAGAGAGAGUUAUGAGAAACAUACACAUUGACACUCGAGGAACGAUAACAGGAUACUUUCUGAGGGAAACUCAAGACCCACAAUCAAUGGGCACACUCUACAACCAACCACUUCAUUAUCUUGCAUAUGCUGAUGACAUAGCACUGGGAAAAGUAUUAAAGACAUAUCAAAAUCCCUUAUUGAAUUAGAAGACGCAUCACUACAAGCAGGGCUGGAAGUUAAUGACCAAAAAACAAAAUAUAUGACCAUGAUAAGAGAAGAACAAACAGAAGAAGCAAUUAAAAUUAGAAACCAGACUUUUGAAAAUGUAAAUCAAUUCAAAUACCUAGGAUCUUUAUUAAAUGAAAGAAACAAAUUACUAACAGAAAUAAAAGAAAGAAUAUCAGCCGGAAACAGGGCAUACUUCAAUAGUCAGAAAAUACCCAAAAGUAAAAGAAUUACAAGAGAAACAAAGAAAACUAUUUAUAAAACUGUAAUCAGACCAGUUGUAACAUAUGCAAGUAAAACUUGGACCCUUACAAAAAUGGCAGAAAACCUAUUAAACACAUGGGAGAGGAAAGUUCUCAGGAAAAUAUAUGGACCAACAAAGGAUGAAUAUGGAUGGAGAAUAGGAAUUAACCAUGAAUUGUACAGUCUAUAUCAUGAUCCCAUGAUAGUAGCAGAAAUAAAAAGGGGCAGGCAACGCUGGGCAGGACACUUAGAGAUAAUGCCGAAUGACAGAGGAACAAAGAGGGUGCAUCACCAAUACCCCAGAGGAAAAAGGCUCAAAGGCAGACAUUGGCUUAGAUGGAUGGAUGAUGUUGAAAAAAAUCUACAACAACUGAAAAUCCAAGCAUGGAAAAGAAAAGCAUUAGUUGGGUUGAGUGGAAGGAAGUAGUGAGGCAGGCCAAAGCCCUACAUGGGCUGUAGCGCCACAGGGAUGGAUGGAUGGAUUUACUUAAGUGGGUUACUGUUUGCACCAUGACCAAAAGAUGUCACAUUGGAUUAAAAAUGGAAAUAAAAUUAUGACAUUUUUUUAAAUAUUUCGCAAUGCCCCUGUGAGGAAGCAGCAGCAUCCUUUAUAGAAAAAUAUGCACCUACCAUCCCCCUUGCGGACCACUAUAAUACUAUUUUUAGCACCCUUGUCUGUGUGAAGUAAAUGUGAUUUUAUAGUUUAAUUCACUAAGGUCCUUUCUAAAGACAAUUUAGGUGUCUGUUGUUCUUCACCCCAUUCUCAUGGCUCUGCACGAGGGCAAUUAGCCCCCAAGGUGAUGCGGCUUAUAUUCUGAGAACCACUGGUCUUGCCAAACAGCUAGCGGUGAAAACCCAUGUCACAUUUUGUUUAGUAAUGUAACAUAAUAAUUGUUUAAAGAUUAUUGGAUUUUUUUGUUUCGAGGGGUCUGAAGCUGUUUGGGGUGGGUGUUUAAAAAAAGUGCGGGGGGGGGGGGGGGUAGAAAAUUUGAAUUUUUGUAGUAUACGUGCUAUACAGAUGAUCCUCUCCUCGCUGUUGUUUGCUUGAGUGCUGUAUGACGUAAUUUUAUGACGUAAUUAUUUCUUAGGCAAAACCUAAACCGCGGCGAGAAAACUGGAGAAUGCAUUCUCUACUAGUCUGCAUAGCAAUAAGAUUUUGACAUAUUUUAUAGGAUCUAAGGGGGCCAUUUAAAUCUAUGAUUAGAAGGCGCAAAACAGCUUUGUGAUUUUUAAUACCCCUUCACCCAAUUAAAGCUUUUGAUCUGACUUCGGGUUUGAAUCACAUUAAAUUUCACCAGUAACUUUAUUUUUACCAGUAACAGACUGGGAUAAUUUGAUCUUCACGUUCACCUAGGUUUUAAUUGAUAUCUAUAGCAGAUACACGUCUGAAAAACAAAGUGACCGUAGAUAGCAAUAUACACAUCAGACAUCUACUUUUUAUCUUCAGUUCGCUAUUCUUUAGGCAAGCUUAAUUCGGUCUCGUGAGAUGCGAGUAGUUAUACGUUAUCUAUAUUGUAUGUUAAUUUAUUAUGUACUAUUAAGAUAUUGUAUUGUACAAGUUUGUAACGAUAUUUUAGGAGUUUAAGGGUAAAUGGGUCUGUCAAAAUGAAAAGUGUUAAAACUGAAUUUUUAUUUAAUUUUCUACCAUUCUGAGAAUGAAAAGGAUUAAAACUACACAAAUUGUAAGAUUUACAAUCAUUUGUAUGUGAAAAUGUGCCAUUUUUUAUUUUAGGUGAUGUUUUUAGGGGAAAUAGAAGAAAUCUUAGAUGUCAUUGAACCUACUCAAUUUCAAAGGAUUCAGGAAGACUUGUUUCGUCAGAUAGCUAAAUGUGUAUCAAGUCCUCACUUUCAGGUAAGGCAAAUAACUUAAAAUGCCUGUACUUGUUAACUGUCACAUCUCUUCCUGAAAAUUAUUCAAAUGAAUAUGGAUAGAUUUAUACAUUUUAUUUUAAAUUUAAGUAGCUAGUAAGUUACUUGGGCCUAUAUUAAAAAUUGAAAGACACCUAAUUUCAUUAGGAUGAUACUCUUAAAGAAUUUGUUUUUUCACAAUAUAUUUUUUAAAUUUAAUAUCAGGGUGCACAUAGUUUCCUUACUCUAAUUAUUUUUACAGAUGAUUGUUGUCAUGAAUCUUUUUAUUUCCCCUUGAUCAGGUGGCAGAACGAGCUUUGUAUUUUUGGAACAAUGAGUACAUAAUGAAUUUGAUUGAGGAAAACUCCAAUGUUGUGCUCCCAAUAAUGUUUCCUGCCCUGUAUCGCAUCUCCAAGGAACAUUGGAACCAAACAAUUGUAGCUCUUGUGUACAAUGUCCUUAAGACCUUCAUGGAGAUGAAUAGCAAACUGUUUGAUGAACUCACAGCAAACUACAAGGCAGAGAGGGCAAAGUAAGUUAUUUUGAUUGACUAGAAGUUGAUUCUUUUCUUUUCAGGAUUGAAGGUAAUUAUGAGCAAAACAGCAGACCAUCAUGAUUUUAUUUCGCAUUUUCUCUAUAUACGUUGAAAAGACUCGGUAAACAAAAAAAUUUAUGGCUAUUUUUAUACUAUAUUAUUCAAGGAAAUUUUUCCCCUAAAAGUCAAGAUAUUUGAGAAAAAAUCCAUGCAUUAAAUUAUACCUUAGAAAAUUAUUACUAAGUAUUAAUUUAGAAUAAAAGUUAAGAAAAUUUUUAAAAAAAUUUAAUAAGUAAAUUAUGUUUUUACAUUGCGUAGAUACCGAUCCGAUGGUAUCAUCUUUGACCCAGAUCAUGCUUUAUGAAAUUCUUGAAAAGAAAUGAUUUCUUUACUAAAACAUAAAUAUAAAUCACAAACAACACACCAGACAUAUGCCCUGGCCUCUUAAUACUUUUUUUGGAACACAAUUUACACUUUUUCCAGUUAGUGUCAUACUCAGGUUGCAGCUCAUGAUGUGACAAUGUCAGGCUUUGCAGCAAAAGUUACAUCAAAUAUGUCCUCUUUUCCCUAAUCGCUCAUAAAUUGAUCAAUGCUGAUAGAGUAUUUUGCAUUGAGAUAAAUAUAGUGUGUCCCAACUUUACAUAGCGUGUCUCCUUUAUUUUCAGUAUCUGAAACUUUCAGGAAACUCAAUAUGGCCUUGAAUCUUUGUCCCUAGUCAUAAAGGCCUUGCUAAUAGUCCAUAAGUCUUGUAACAUUAGCAGCUUGAAUAAGCCCUGCAUUCAUAAGAAGUCCAAUUAGUCGAUAAUACUCACCUUUAGUGAUGUUAUACCAAUUUUAAAAAAAAAAAAUAUAUAUGCAACCAAACCUGUAGUAAAAUAAAAUCUUGAAAAAGUCUACCUAAAUUACUUUUAUAUUUUCAUUAAAUAAACUAAGGAACAUGGCUGAUUGUUUUUUUUUAAUAGCCUUGUUUACAUUUACAUAGGCCUAACUGAAAAAAAUAAUGUAAGGAUAAAGUUUAAAAAUUCAAGUUAUUUUAAAUUAAAUCUUAAAUUAUAGCAAAUAAAUUAUGCAAACGUUUUUAAAAAAACCAAUUAUAUACAUUUUUUAAUACUGAAACUUGAAUACUAAAUAUCAUAAUAGGGCAUAUGUCUGAAGAGAAUGAAAAAUGUAAUUUUAAAAAACUUCAAGUUUAUAAUCAAAAUCGGACUCAACAAUUAUUUAAUUUGUAGCAAUAGCGAACUAGCGUUGUGUGCAAAAUGUUUAUAAUAAAGCAAAAAGGCAAUCCAUGAAAUGACAUUUUGCUACCAGAUUUCUUCAAGAAUUAAUAAUAUAAAUUACUUGUCUUUGUCAAUUAGUAAUUUAACAUUACAAAAUAGUAAAUCUUUAGUUUCACAAUUUAAUAUAAAAUUUAUAUAUAUUUGAUGAGGUUUUUUUUUAACUAUCAAAUAUGACCGAUUUUUUCAAUCUCUUGUUGUUUGAAAGUAAAAGUGUAACAUCAAAAAUUAAAACAAAAAAUGUGUUAACACAAUCAAUGAUUUUUUUUAGGGUCCAUGGCAUAAAAGAUUAUUGAAAUAGAUAUCUUCAAUUGUGCAUUUGUCUGAAUUAAUUACCUUUUUAGUUUUAUUCUGCUAAGUUUAUUUGAGCCAGCAGAAUUACCGAGCAUAAACAUAUUUUCAGUUUCACUCAUUUUGAAGUUUACAGUCUACUGUUCUUUGGUUUCGAACAAGUAAAAAUUGGUUGAUUUUUUAAAUUGAAAAGCACCUUAGACUAAAGUACUUUUAAAACUCAAAGUGCUUUGAUAUGAGGAUAGAUUAUACUAGCAAAGUCAUUCCUAACAUUGGGAUCGUAAUACAUUUUCUUAGGACUGAGGUGGGGGGUUAUAAAAUACUUUAAGUUUUUAGCAAGUUUGCUGCUCUUUUUUUUCUAUUAGAAACUUGUUUGAAAUGUUUAAUUUUUUUGUCUAUUUCCAAUGCAUUUAGGUUGUAUUUCGGGGUGGGGAGGGGGUGUGGGUUACAACUUGAAUAUUCUUAAUAUAUUAAAACUCAAACUAUUUAUCACUUUUCGUCAUGUAGGCUGAUAUUGUUUUGUACAUUAGGCGUUUUCAAUUAUCUCCGUCAUUUUAAAAAACAGAGCAUGAUAAUCUUAAUCUUAUGAUUAAGAUAUGUGUUUAUAAGUUAAACCAAAGUGAGUAAAAGAUAAGAGAUAGCGAGAGACACUUUGAAAUUAUUAUAAAUGUGUGCUUAUUUUUUUUUUUAUUCACUCAACAGAGAAAAGAAAAAAGAGAAAGAUAGAGAAGAACUUUGGAAGAAACUUGAUAAAUUGGAAAUGAAUAGCAAAAAAACGAAUAAGAAAUCUUAACGUCAUUGAUUUGUUUAUGUGUCAUGGAGGUGUGAAAGGCAAAGAGACCGGACUGUUAAUACAUAUUUAUUUUAUCAUCAUCAUUAUUAAUAUAAAUAUUAUAAAUAGUGAUUAUAAAAAUGGAAACCAUUUGUUACUUUUUCUUUUGUUUUUUGCCUCUUGGUUUAUGUUUACUUUUGUUUACACUUUUAACAAAUUAUUUUUUUCCCUUUGGAGAUUGACAUUGCAAGUUCUUGGAUCUAAGUAUGCCUAUAUACGUUUAAAUAUAUAUAUAUAUAUAUAUAUAUAUAUAGGAUGUAUAAUUCAUAACUUAAUUAAAAAAGAAGAUGUAUCCACAGCUGCUUCAGAUAGUGCCCCUCCUAACCCCCACCCCCUCCUCAACCCACCCUUUCCCGUGCCAAAAUGAGAUUUAUGCAUUUCCCAGCUUGUUGCGUGCAUGCAGCUUUGAAUAGUGAAAUUCUAUAUUCUUUCUCAACACCUGAUGCCAUCCUGGUGCUAGUCUAACUUUCUGUAAAGGCAGGCCAAUUCAUUUUAUUCAACAAACCAGAAGAGGGUGGGUGACAUUGAAGGUGGAUUAGAGUUAAAAAUAGAACGGAAGUAUUAUAAUAUUAUUAUUUAGAUGUAUUUUUAUUGUAACAUUUUUAACGAAAAUUUUUAGGAAUGAAACUAAAGAGAAAAUUAAGUAACAUUUCUUCUAUGCUGACUUGAGCAUAAAUGUGAUUGUAUUUUAAAGAUGGAAUUUGCUAUCAACCACAAUUUGAGAAGCACUAGAAUAAAACAAAGGUAACAAUAUGUCAGCUGUAGGAUCUGUACACAAAUUAAAGAUGCUCCUGAUAUGGCACUGUGCACAGGAGGGACAAUGAAGAUGAUGCUAGAAAUUAAAUGCUUUUUAAGACAAUAUUUUGUUGUGGUUGUGUCACAGAUGUUGAUGUAGGAAGCACAUUCAUUGAUGCCGUUAUUUAAAAGAAGGUGUUCAAUGGAAAACUUGUGGACAGAGUUGUUUGAAUUAAAGUAAAGAAAAAUAAUUUUUUGACCAUGUGAAAUUUAAGUGUUCUUGUGUAACUUGUCAUCUUAUGAAAAGUAAAGUAAACAAUAAUUGCUUACUCAUAAAUGCUACCAUAUGAAAUUGUUUAACUAGAUAGUCAUGUAAUACUGGAUAUAAACUUGGAUACUUUCCCAUUUUUAAAGAUGGUUAUGUGUUAUCAUAAUGAUAAGAAAAUAUUCAGAUUAAAUCAACAAAAAUAAUUCUGAGCAUGAAAGCUGUGUGUCAUUGUAUGAAAUUGGAAUAUACUUGAAUGUUCAUAUCUGCCAAUAACACUUUAAACGUGUAUAAACUUGCAUCAAGACACAAUAUUAACAACAAAAUAGAUUCAAUUAAUCAUUAUGAAUGGUGUGCUGCAAUUUUGUGAUUUGUUACUAGGCCACAAUGUGUCAUAUUUAAUUAAUACAUAUUCAAAACUUUUUUUUAUUUUAAAUGAAAACAUGCCCCAGUAACACUGUUACAGAUUUUGGGCACUACUGCUUUUAGUAUUUGAAUGUAUUAAGUUGCGGGUAUUUUCAAGAUGUAUGAAAUUUUAUGUGACUAAUUUAUAUUUUCUUUCAGUUUUUUAAAAAUGUUUGAUUUUUUUUUUAAAAGCAUUGUUUUUAUCAGCUCCCACCCUGAUUUAAGUUUGGUACCGGUAAGCAAAACUUAGGAACCAGACUCAAAAGCAUUAUCACUUUGUUUGGGACUUGUUCCAGCAGUCAAUUUAUUAGUCACAAAUAUGAACUAGUUUCCCUGCUUUGUUUUGUGGGAAGGGUUGGGGGAAUGGGGGUGGCAUUGACUGAUAACAUUAUCAGCUUGAUGAUAGCAAUAACACUGGACUGAGGCAUUGUAAAACUAUUUACAUUUCAACUUUUUGUUUUGUGUAACAAUUAUAUAAUUUUUAAAUAAAUAUAUGUGAACCAUUUCAUUGUUUUGCUACUGUUGUAAAAAAGAAAUUAGAGAAGUUUUAAACAGUACCAGUGAGGAUUUGAUGGAAUUGUAUAAUUUGGGUGCUUAUAAGGGGGAUCAGAGAAAUUGUAAUGAAAAAGUGAUCACUAGCCAGUCGAGCAACAUCUAAUCUGAUUGGAUUUUAAAAUCAUAAAUCUAGGUCACAUAAUAUCUCAUGUUGCCAGGUCUGCGCACCUCAGUCUCUGGUGAACAUUGAUCCUAUGAUACACAUAACAGAUGAGCUUAAGUAUCAACCCAAGUGAUGCAUCACAUAAGACCACCAUUAUAAGUUAAGUCAUUAGUUCCCUCCUGUAUGUGAACCUUGUCCUAUGUGAGUUGAAUCUAUCCCUCUUAGAGUUAUAUUCCUCUCCCCCUUCCCCAACACAUCUAUUUAAGUUUGGCAGCACAGCAUAUCAUCAGGCUGUUAUUUAGUCUUAGCAAAUGUUAAUGUUAGUCAAGUAAUGGUCAUACUCUUAAUAUUUGUGCAAACUGCAGGCUUUUUAAUUUUGUGAAUAUUUGUACGGUACAUAAUAUAAUCUAGUGACUCAUGUCCCACUCCUCCCCCCCCCCCUCCCAAACAUCCUUCGAAUGAUUUAACAGAGGUGUACACGGGUGCAUGUUUGAGUGUGCUGUUUUUAUUUUUAAUACUGUUCAUCCCAUAAAUAAAUUUCAUGUUCUCUAAUGAUUGUGUUCGUGUGUUACUUUUUGAAAUUCCCAUGGUUUGACCUACCGGUACAGGUAAUUUGUUGUAUGUAUUUCAUAUUUCUGGCGUAAGGCUCAUGAUAUGGUGCUUCAGUAUAGAGUUGAAUUUUGGUUGUGCAGUUGAAUAAAUGCAAACAACAAUUUACAACCUUUUGUUAGCAGUUUAAUAUUAUUCAAAUCACUGUUGCCAAUACUUUAUUCAAUGGCCAAGUUUAAAAAAAAUUGCACCUGAUCACAAGUGUGAUUCUAGUAUUAAAAUAAAAUUGAUAUCUCUGGAUUAUUAUUUUUUUUUAAAAGCAUAGAGAAAGAAAAAAAUUUAAAUUAUCUGCUUAAUUAACAUAUCCAACAUUGAAUUGUGAGUCUCAAGGAAGGACAUAAGAAAUUCUUUUGUUUAAAUUUUUUCCUUUUUUUUUUAAAUGGCCAUUGCUUGUACAGAGCCAUGAAUUUUUAUACUUAAGUUCCGGUCAAUAUAAGUUCUAUCAUUUAAUCCUCAUAUAUGUAAAUCAUGAAUGCUUUGACCAGAUGUUGUUCCUGGUUGGUACCUCUAGUUGUAUAGAAAUGUUCAUUCGGUCUUCAAUGUUUAGUUGUUUUUUUUUACCUUUUUUAAGUUAGUUUAAAUACUGCAAUGAUAAUUGUCCAUGGCACUGUGGGCGAGAACCGCCCAAUAUUUUACUUGGGGUUAUUCACGUACAUCCAAGUUUGCAAGUUGUAUGACACCCAUUGUUUUGUCACCUACUAGAUUGCAUUUCUGCGCAAUGUGGAUUUAUUAUUGAGUGGAUGUUUGUGGAUUAUAUUGCCAUAAUGCAAUUAAACUAUUUUCCUCCUGUUAUCGCUUCAAUAGAUUGUACAUGUAUUUGGACAGUUCUUUUGUAGAUGCUUAAAUGAAAAAAAAAAGAUGUUAAAUAUUAAACAAAUCUUAUAUCAUCUGUGUGUGUUUUUGUGCGAGUGUUUGAGUGCAUAAAUAAAAUAAAUAUUAUUACAUAGGCUUAGGGCCUAAUUAUGUUUUUAAAAUUAUUAGUCAUCUAUAUUAGAUAUCUAUAUAGAUUUUCAUAGAUUUUUUCCAGGCUUAAAAAAAAAAAAUCUCCAUUAUAUUAAUGGCAAGAAAUUGAAAUUCUUAGCAAGUUUGUUAAAUAUUUUCCAUUUAAUUAUACAUGUUUAGAACGAAUGUUAAGACAAUAAUAAUAAGUUAAACUUACUUUAAGGUCCCAUCAAUAAUGAAAGAAAGAUGUGGAAAGACUGUCUCAACGUCAUAUGUUCUAUCCAGAAUAAACAUAAGAAAUAAGGUUAUUUGUAUGGGUGACUGAAUGAAAAGUUGCAAUCCAUUUAAAUCACUUGUGUAUUCUCUCAGGCUAACACGCAUGGUUCUCAUAUAUCCAUAUUCUAUUCUUUGUUUCUUGCACACCAUGUGCACAAGUGAUCUGACGUGUUGUUUUCCCAACAAAUGUGAUUAUUACUCUGUUACGUUUUGUCAGUUGCUCCCUUCACCCCUUUCCCCCACUAUUUACUAAAGUUAGUUAUAACAAUGUGUUUUUCAGUGUGCAGAGGGAGUUUCUAUAUAAUUGUAAUUAAUUACUAUUGGUAUAUAAUUCGUAUGGAAAUAAAAACCUCAACAUUAGUUUUUUAGAUUUGUAAGAAUAACUGCAUUGCACUUAGGUCUUCUGUGGUUGCCCAUUUUUGCUGACUUUGAAGUUGUGUGUACAACAGACUGCCAUGGUAACAAAUAGACUUAAGGUUAAAUUCUUCCAGUGAAAUCCACUAUGCUGUUGAAGCUUUUAGAUGCAUGAUUUUAGUUUAUGAUCAAACCUUUCAGAAAAAUCAACAUAUUUUAGCAGUGAAUUCCUGAACUGUGUAAAAAAAACAACAACUUAAAAAUAAUAUUGUGGAUAAGUCAUUUUUUUGGUGUUCUUGCAUUUAUCUAAAGCGGUAGAGUGGUUUCAACUUUUUUUACUUUAUAUACCUGGACUAAAACACCAAACAUGAAAAAGUAGAUAUUGUUAAAUGAAAUAUUAGAUGUACGACUGCAAAGAGUGCUUGAAAAUAAAGUCUUGGAC
Messenger RNA from Lymnaea stagnalis (great pond snail), 20390 nucleotides. The record is from the annotation of a GenBank genome assembly. Lineage: Eukaryota; Metazoa; Mollusca; Gastropoda; Lymnaeidae.